Messenger RNA from Anopheles marshallii, 681 nucleotides. Its product is annotated as trypsin-4-like. NCBI's taxonomy places the organism in Eukaryota, Metazoa, Arthropoda, Insecta, Diptera, Culicidae. The record is from RefSeq and is a predicted model, not a curated record. The transcript is spliced from 4 exons. Gene Ontology annotation, biological process: proteolysis. The coding region runs from base 1 to 681 and encodes 226 amino acids. Gene Ontology annotation, molecular function: serine-type endopeptidase activity.
AUGAGAGAUAAACGCCCAAUUUUGAUACUGCAGGCUAGAGAGUGCGAGUCGUGGCCCAAAAUUCGCCAGCUAUUACUGCUGGCCGUACUGAUAGGCGGUGUGCUGUGUAUGACCAUCGAUCACCACAAGUACUACUAUUCCCGGCAGCCCGCGCUGUUCCGCUUGCUGCGAAAGUAUAACCUGUGGCCCAGGAAUCAAACGGUGGAGUAUGAGCGACCGGCUCAGCAGCUCAACGUACCGAAUCCGUUCAUCUAUGGAGGCGACAGUGUUGCGAUUGAAAGCUUUCCCUAUCAGCUAUCGUUGCGGCUUGAGGGAACGCACGUUUGUGGUGCCUCAGUGAUUGCCGAACGAUGGGCAUUGAGUGCGGCACACUGUCUGGACGAGGCACUGUUCGCAUCCGCUAUUACGUUCCGCGGUGGAACUCCACAUCGAUUGGCCGGUGGUUACAUAUUCCCGGCGGAUCAAUAUUUUCUGCAUCCAAAGUUUGACCGGGAGAUACUGGACUACGAUGCGGCCGUGAUACAUGUGACGGAAAGUUUCCUCAUCGAUCCGAUACGUCCGGUUAGUCUGGGUAACACCAACACGAUCUACCCGAUUCCUUCGGCUGCUGUCGUGUCCGGUUGGGGAACAGCGAAUGAUGAUGGAUACACACCGCUGAUACUGCAAUCGCUUGAAGUUUAG